AUGGACGACCCAGUGAAAGACAGCUACGACCUCGAGUCCAUCGGCGGGGACAGCUCGACCGUCGUCUCCCAACCCUUGCCGCGUCAUGCGCACUCCUACUCCCGCACCCGUACAGAGGGGCACAUCCACCUUCCCCCCGGUGUGGGCAUAGACCUUCACCGCCCUCCUACGCGUGGUGCGCCCAACACCACGAGUCGCGUGCCGAUAGAGUUCCGCACUCUUAGCAUCCAGAUCGAGGAGACGCGUCAGUCUGAAGCUCGCACGGGGGAAAAGGAAACGCGCGAGCUGCUUGAUCUCGACUGGCACAUCCUCCCAGCAGAAGACGUCCUCCAGCGGCUCUCUACUUCUCAGCAAGUCGGCCUCGACCAGUCCCAAGCAGCUCGGCGUCUCCAGCAACAUGGGAAGAACGUCAUCUCCCCUCCUCCGUCCAAUCUGCUCCUCAAGAUCAUCGGCUACUUCUUCGGAGGAUUCGGAAGCCUGCUCUUCGUCGCUAGUAUAAUUUGUUUCCUCGCCUGGAAGCCACUUGGAUUCCCGGAUCCUCAGGCGAGCAACCUCGCUCUUGCGGUGGUCCUGCUCAUCGUCGUCCUCAUCCAAGCUGCCUUCAACGCCUGGCAAGACUUUUCAACCUCGCGUACUAUGGCUAGUAUCACGAACAUGCUGCCUGCCGACGUGUCGAUCAUCCGUGAUGGCCAGCAGCGCACUAUUCCGGCGCCUCAGCUCGUGCCGGGUGAUAUUGUCAACAUCUCCUUGGGUCAGAAGCUGCCUGCGGAUAUGAGGCUGCUUGACGUAUCCGGUGAUUUGAGGUUCGACCGUGCCGUCCUGACUGGGGAGAGUAUCCCUGUUGCCGCUACAGUAGAGAAGACGGACGAGAACUUCCUGGAGACUAAGAACAUUGCCCUCCAAGGCACGCUCUGUGUUGCCGGGUCAGGCUUGGGCGUCGUCAUCCAGACUGGCGACUUGACCGUCUUCGGCCGCAUCGCGAAACUUUCAAACAAGUCCGCGACGCAUAUGCCUACACUUGUAAUCGAGAUCCUUCGUUUUGUCCUUCUGAUUGCUAGCAUGGCCAUUGGGGUUGCUGUCAUCAUCGUCAUCCUUUGGGGCGCAUGGUUGCACAAGGCACAGCCCAACUUCAUCAACGUGCCCACCCUGCUCAUUGAUGUCGUCUCGGUCUGCGUUGCCUUCAUCCCCGAGGGUCUGCCUGUCUGCGUCACUCUAUCCCUCGCUAGGACUGCGCAAGUUCUGUCGCAGAACAAGAUUCUCUGUAAAACAUUGUCGACAGUUGAGACGCUUGGCGCCGUCAACGUCAUCUGCUCCGACAAGACGGGCACCCUAACCGAGAACCGGAUGACAGUAGAACACUGCUACACGCUAGAUGAUGAGUUUACCACUCCCGAAGCACGUGAUAAGAUCGUCAAAGGAGGCAUACCGGGCGAGGUUGUACGCGUGCUGCAGACAAUUGGUGCAAUGUGCAAUGCUGCCAAAUUUGUGGCCGAUGAGAAGACUGUUACCGGACAUGGCAAGAUUGCUGGAGACGCGACCGAUACUGCUAUCCUUCAAUUUGCUGAGAGCCUUUCGUCAGCGGAAGACAUUCGAGCGCAGUAUACGGAGAUCUAUAGGCAAUCCUUUAGCUCAAAGACCAAGUACAUGCUAAAGCUCGUUUCUGAGACCGCCAGCAAAGGCAAUAGCGAAUGCACGAUGUUCAUCAAGGGUGCUCCUGAUGUGCUGUGGGAAAGGUGCGGCCACUGCUUCGCCUCUACUACUGGCAACAGUGUGCCGCUUGACCGCGAGUCGAUGGCCAAGCUUGUGGCAGUCCAAGAGCACUGGGCAUCCCAGGGUCAGCGGGUCCUGCUGCUUGCACGCAAGAAGAUCUCGCUAGAGCUGCUUCCUAAAGAUGCGGCGAAGGGCACUCCUUUGUAUGAUCAGGUAAUUGGUGAUUUGGCCUACGACCUGGAAAUUGUCGGCUUGCUUGGAAUCGUGGACCCCCCUCGGGCCGAUAUUCCUGAAACAGUCCGUGUUUGCCGCAGUGCUGGGAUUCGUUUCUUCAUCGUGACUGGAGACCAUCCCAAUACUGCUGUUACGAUUGCAGCCAAGUGCGGGAUUGUGACUCACCCUGAGAAAAUUCAUCACUUCUCCGAUCUCGAUCCCACUAUGGACACCACUGAUAUUGCACAUUUCACCUUCGACAACGAAAACCGCGAAGUGAACGCCGUGGUUCUUGAUGGGUCCGACCUUACCAAAAUGACGACUGCCCAAUGGGAUCAGGUCUGUCAGUACGAAGAGAUUGUAUUUGCCCGUACCUCUCCUGAGCAGAAGCUUCGCAUCGUCACUGAGAUGCAGUCUCACGGGAAUAUCGUCGGCAUGACCGGAGAUGGCGUGAACGAUGCACCCUCUCUCAAGGCAGCUAAUAUGGGUAUUGCGAUGGGUUCUGGCAGUGAUGUCGCCAUGGAAGCGUCAGACAUGGUCCUUCUUGGUCCAUUUUCUACGAUCGUUGUUGCAAUCCAGUACGGUCGCCUUGUCUUCGACAAUCUUAAGAAGACCGUGCUCUACCUGCUUCCCGCUGGUUCAUUCUCUGAGCUCAUGCCUGUCAUCUUCAACGUGCUGUUCGGCUUGCCUCAGAUUCUCUCCAACCUACAAAUGAUUAUCAUUUGCGUCGGCACAGACGUUCUUCCCGCGUUGUCGCUCGUCAUGGAGAAGCCGGAGGCCGACCUGCUCCUCCGUCGUCCUCGCAUCCCCAAGAAGGACCGUCUGGCCAAUUGGCGCCUCAUCAUUCACGCAUAUUUCUUCCUUGGUAUCCUGGAGUCUCUGUGCGCAAUGGCUUUGGCAUACUGGUUCCUCCAGCGCAAAGGCAUUCCUUUCUCGGCGAUGUGGCUCACGUACGGCAACCUGCCCCCAGACAUCGACCCGGAUAAUUUCAAUGAGUUGCUCAAUCAGGCUCAAUCCGUUUACUUUUUCACGCUAGUCAUCAUGCAAUGGGGAAAUCUGCUAUCCACUCGUACGCGUCGGCUGUCAAUCUUCCAGCACCCGCCAAUCUUCAAUCGCGCUACACAGAAUCUGUAUCUCUUCGGAGCGAUGGCUUGCGCGCUUGGGAUUGCUGUUUUCUUCAGCUACAUUCCAUUCUUCCAGAACGUAUUCUUGACGCGUGGUGUUCCUGUCGAACACUACUUCCUCCCACUUGCGUUCGGCAUUGGUAUUCUCUUGAUUGAUGAGUGCCGCAAAUACGGUGUUCGGAAGUGGCCGAAGGGUAUUCUUGCUUGGGUGGCCUGGUAACACAAGUGUUCGCUGGUGUGCGUGUCAAUUGUGAAGAUACGCAUAAUCCAGCAGCUUUCUCAUCCCUUCGCUCUGCAAUCUAUCCUAUCCAUAAUAGACAGGCUGUCGAGUGUACCACGUU
Molecule: messenger RNA, 3388 nt
Organism: Dacryopinax primogenitus
Lineage: Eukaryota; Fungi; Basidiomycota; Dacrymycetes; Dacrymycetales; Dacrymycetaceae
Product: sodium-potassium ATPase
Exons: 17
Coding region: 1-3267 (1088 amino acids)
Biological process (GO): proton transmembrane transport; sodium ion export across plasma membrane; potassium ion import across plasma membrane
Cellular component (GO): membrane
Molecular function (GO): ATP hydrolysis activity; ATP binding; P-type sodium:potassium-exchanging transporter activity
Source: RefSeq, a predicted model, not a curated record